Molecule: messenger RNA, 610 nt
Organism: Phyllostomus discolor (pale spear-nosed bat)
Lineage: Eukaryota; Metazoa; Chordata; Mammalia; Chiroptera; Phyllostomidae
Gene: NDUFA12
Product: NADH:ubiquinone oxidoreductase subunit A12
Exons: 4
Coding region: 69-506 (145 amino acids)
Biological process (GO): mitochondrial respiratory chain complex I assembly; response to oxidative stress
Cellular component (GO): membrane
Source: RefSeq, a predicted model, not a curated record
GCUGAGUGUUCGUUUCCUUCCGGUGCCUUUUCAGCGGCGUACCCGAUGGGCGGGGCCUGCGGGGCAAGAUGGAGUACGUUCAGGUCUUGAAGCGCGGUCUGCAGCAGGUCAGCGGCCACGGUGGCCUCCGAGGCUAUUUACGAAUGCUCUUAAGGCUAAAUGAUGUGAGGGUUGGUACACUAGUGGGUGAAGACAAAUAUGGAAACAAAUACUAUGAAGACAACAAGCAGUUUUUCGGCCGUCACCGAUGGGUUGUAUAUACCACCGAAAUGAACAGCAAAAACACGUUCUGGGACGUGGAUGGAAGCAUGGUGCCCCCCGAGUGGCAUCGUUGGCUUCACUGCAUGACUGAUGAUCCUCCAACAACAAAGCCACCCACUCCUCGCAAAUUCAUCUGGGCAAACCACAAAUUCAACCUGAGUGGCACUCCAGCGCAGUACGUACCUUAUUCCACCACCAGGAAGAAGAUUCAAGAGUGGGUCCCGCCUUCGACGCCUUACAAGUAAAGACAAUGGAAAACAGUUUAAACAUGUAAACUAUGGGGGUUUUCAUGUAAUUGCACUUUUACUGCUUACUAUUAAUUUGAUUAAAAUUAUUUGAUUAAACAAUG